AUGAUGGACGGGAACUAUCAUUGGGCGGACGGCGGCUCUGGUGACGGUGUGAGAACCAAGUUUACUGAAAUACACAAAUAUGGAGACGCAGAUGGGUGUGGCUACAUCCAUUCGGGGGCGACUGUAAGCAUGACCCAGUGUGACGUUAGAGAAGGUUUUAUAUGCGAGCAUACACGUGGAAUAGACACUUGUUAUACAACAUUAUCAACAACGAAUAGCCCCAUGGGCUAUGAUAAAUCCAGUGCUCUUGGGUAUGAAGAAUGUGCCAGUGAAUGUUUGAUCAGCGAAUCUUGUGCUGGAGUGUAUGUAACAUCACAAGACUCGUGCACAUUGUUAAGUUACAAAGAUGGUUUACCUUCAUAUCUAUCAGACACUCAGCUCCAAUCGACGCAUUUCUAUCAUCGAAGACUUCUUUAUCAUUCCACAUACCAAGCGUUUGAUAUUCACCCUAACCGAUACAGUUCUCCGACUCCAUCAGUAAUUGAUACGACUAGAAUAGAAGAGCAAACAACGGGGGAAGGAAUAAAUCCAACGACUUCCUGGAAACCAACGACUGACAUCCCAAACACAACAAAUGAUAUCCUCGAAGGUACUUAUAACAAAAGUAGUACUAUAAACGACAACGCAACCACUAAGAGUACUACUGAUUAUACAAGUAGUAAAAAAAACAUAGAAGGAAGUGGUAGUCCACCAGAUUACGUGACCACUAAUAGUGCAUAUGAUGUAACGGAUAAUGUCAGCAAUACGGAAGGAAGUGGUAGUCCCCCAGAUCACCUGACCACUUAUAGUACUUAUGAUGUAACAGAUAAUGCCAGUAAUACAGAAGGAAGUGGUAGUCCACCAGAUCACGUGACCACUAAUAGUGCUUAUGAUGUAACAGAUAAUGUCAGCAAUACAGAAGGGAGAAGUGGUAGUCAAAAUGAUCACCUCACCACUAAUAAUGCUUAUGAUGUAACAGAUAAUGUCAGCAAUACGGAAGGAAGUGGUAGUCCACAAGAUCACGUGACCACUAAUAGUACUUAUGAUGUAACAGAUAAUGUCAGCAAUACGGAAGGAAGUGGUAGUCCACCAGAUCACCUGACCACUUAUAGUGCUUAUGAUGUAACAGAUAAUGUCAGCAAUACAGAAGGAAGUGGUAGUCGACCAGAUCACCUGACCACUAAUAGUGCUAAUGAUGUAACCGAUAAUGUCAGCAAUACAGAGGGAAGUGGUAGUCCACCAGAUCACCUGACCACUAAUAAUGCUUAUGAUGUAACAGAUAAUGGCAGCAAUAAUGUCAACAAUACGGAAGGAAGUGGUAGUCCACCAGAUCACCUGACCACUAAUAGUGCUUAUGAUGUAACCGAUAAUGUCAGCAAUACAGAGGGUAGUGGUAGUCCACCAGAUCACCUGACCACUUAUAGUACUUAUGAUGUAACAGAUAAUGUCAGCAAUACGGAAGGGAGUGGUAGUCCACCAGAUCACCUGACCACUUAUAGUGCUUAUGAUGUUACAGAUAAUGGCAGCAAUCAUGUCAGCAAUACAGAGGGAAGUGGUAGUCCACCAGAUCACCUGACCACUUAUAGUACUUAUGAUGUAACAGAUAAUGUCAGCAAUACACUGGGAAGUGGUAGUCCACCAGAUCACCUGACCACUAAUAGUGCUUAUGAUGUAACAGAUAAUGUCAGCAAUACAGAGGGAAGUGGUAGUCGAAAUGAUCACGUGACCACUUUAAGUACUUAUAAUGUAACAGAUAACCAAAGCUACACAGAAGGGAGUCCAGAUGAGAAUACAAGUAUUUUUAUUCCUAACGGACAUUUAUCUACUAGUUUUGAUGUAACAACAAGCACCUGCUCUGAUAACGACGGGGUUUCUAGUAUUUCUGACGGAACGAACUUCGUGAACGACCAUUUUUUUCUCAGUAUUUCAACUUAUGUUUUAUGUUCUUUGAUCAGUAGUAGUUUAGCUGAAAAUAUUCAGGUGGGCGGUUAUUCACGUAGUACAACUACUGAAAAAGCCAGUACCGAGAGUUUAUCUGAAGGAACAAAUACCAUUUAUGAGCAAGUGACAAUCUACAGCUCUUAUGAAAUAGGUACAUUUAUCCACCAAACAAAUUCCAUCAUCGAUGGAACUUAUAUUUUCACCGAACAAGUUGUUACAACAAGUAGUUAUGAUAUAAAAACUAUUAGUUCUACCAGCGAAAUAGCGAUCAUUAGUAGCUCCGGUGUCAUAAGUAACUUUGACAAUCAAGCUUCUAUAGGAAUUACAAGUGUAAACGAUGUUACAAUACCGGGCUCGUCUGUUGAAAGGAGUGACCAAGUAAUCACUGACACUUUUAUGGUAGAAUUAACUACUUUAAGCGUUCAAGACGCAACUUACGGCACUAACACCGAUCUAAUGUAUUCCAGUGGGACCUCAUCACACACCGAUCAAACGUAUUCCAUUGGGACCUCAUCACACACCGAUCAAACGUAUUCCAUUGGGACCUCAUCACAAACCGAUCAAAUGUAUUCCAGUGGGACCUCAUCACACACCGAUCAAACGUAUUCCAUUGGGCCCUCAUCACACACCGAUCAAACGUAUUCCAUUGGGACCUCAUCACACACCGAUCAAACGUAUUCCAUUGAGACCUCAUCACACGGACCUAGUGUACUAUUUACGUAUCCUCUGGAGAAUUCAACGCUGUGUGAAUGCAUUUGCAAAGAAUCAGACGAAACACUGGAAGAGAAAUUACAGAGAAUUACUUCUGAGUUGGCCUUAGAUAAGCGAUCGCUUUCCCCGGCGGCUAGAAAGAGGGUGUCUGCUAGCGAUCCGAGGCCAAGUGCCCGGUACGUCGGGUACUUAGGUGUAGCCAUCAUUUUAAUCUUUGUCGGUACAAUUGUUUGCUUCGAUAUUCCAAGAUUUGUUGGGUUUGUUCGAGGAUUGCAUGGCAAGUAUAAAAAGAGAACAGAAACUGUAUAAGCAGGCCGUUCUUAAUAAAUGCAUUGUUGUCAAUAUUUGUGCGAAGUUUCAAAACUGCUAUCACAGAUGUUGAAGUGUGCAUAGCUUUAUCAAAUGUUAUUGACAUACAAGUAAAAAGAAACUAUAAUUAACAUUGUGGCGGAUAAUUAUGCCAGUGCCAAGGUCGCAUUUUUGAACCCGUCUAAGUUGCCAUAUAUCGAAAAAUUCAUGUAAUAUGAUAGACCAUUACUUAUAGAGUUAACAACCACCUUUGUUAUCAUUGUAUCUCAUCUGACAGGUGAGAUAUUUACCUUUCAAAUAUAAAUUCCUACAGGAAAAUAUUUCUCCCAUAGGAAAAACAACAUCGGAAUUCCUUUAGGAAAUUCAAUUCUGAUAGGAUUUGAUAAAAUCAGGUAGGAUAUUUUAAUUUCUUAUAGGAAAAUGCCUGUUUGAAUCAAAUUACUACAGGAAAUACCAUUCUCCUAUAGAAAAUAUGAUUCUUUUAGGAUUUUUAGAAAAUACUGUCGCAUUGUCAAAAUUUCCUGUAGGAAGGGCAUUUCUCCUGUGAUAAUUAUUAUUUUCCUAUGGAAAUUAUUAUUUUCUUAUGGGAUGUUAUUCUUUAAAGUUACAUAUCUCACCUGUCAGGUAAAACACACUUAAAACAAAAGUGGUUAUACAGAAACUGCAUCAUAUAACUGUUGUGUAUACAUGUAUAAGGUUAAAUAGUUGUUCGAACAGAUAAACAAGUUUUGUAAGGUUUCUAGGAAGGGAUAUAGCUAUUGGUACGUUGUCGUUUGACAAUAUUUGAUACAAUCUAGAAGAUAAAUAAUAUAAAAGCACCGCUGGCUUUCAUUUUUUCAAAUAAAGAGAAAAGCUUCACAGAAAUAGGAGUUGGAUUAAGAAACUGAAAAUGACUGAUGGAGUGAAACUGUAGAUCAUUAGAACCACAGCACAAUAAAUGCAAAUUAACAUUUCGUUGUAAAAUCCAGUAUGUUUAUACUGUAAUAAUCGGCCUCCAGAGGCGGGGCAAAUAUCUCUCAUAAAUAAUCUUCAGAAAUAAAACGAAAUUAAGAUGAUCUUUAGAGAGCAGUUUGAAAUUCGAAUGAUACACAUAUAUAGAAAGAACCCAAAGAAUUUCUUUGAUAUUGAUCUUUAUUUUGAUAGUGUUUGCAAACUUUUGUUGAUUUAAAAUGCAUCAACUUCAACAACCGAUGAAUAAUUAUUUCAAAAGUGAUCGUUAUUUCUAAUUAUUUCAAAGUGGUCGUUAUUUCAAAAAACGGUAGGUGAAUGUAGUAAAAUAUAUCUAUACAGUCUCAUGCAUUAAAAUUUGAUUUUUUUAGUCUUGGGAAUUUUUGUAAAAGAAGACGCAGACACAAACUUACACUCAUGUGCAAAAUACUUAAUAGUUAUAGUCCUGAUCUUGAUCCUGAUAUGAUAUAACUAGGCAAUUUUUACCAGUUACACAUUGCCGUAGGCAAUAAUUAUUUGUAUCAUUACUAAUUACUAGAACAGUUGCAUACUAUAAUACCUUUUUAAUCAACAAUUAAGUUAUUGAUCAACUUGCCAGAUAGCGAGAAAUCUGCUACAAGUGUAGCAAACUUUAAAGCAAAGCACAAAAACAGAAGUCCUGAAGAUAAAACAAUAUCCAAAUAUACAGCUAUGGUCAAAUACAUCUAAAUAUAUUCCAUUGUCAGCUUAGCAACUUUUCAAGUAAUCCUAAUGCAGAUUUGUUAAAGCAUAAGUUAACUGACUCAGAUAAAUGUUGUAAAUGAUGUUAAUCUUGUGAAGACUGUCUUCAUUUCCUUGUUCAUGUCCAUGUUAUAAUUCUGCCAGAAUCUCUUUGAUUGUAUUUAUGGAUAACCAUGGCUUGCCGAUAGAUAUUAAUAUUGUAUUAUUUGGCUACAACUAUUCCCUAGAGGAAAAUAUAUGGGUUUUUUUACCAAAUUCAUAAUUUCAAAAACACAUAAAAAGAUUUUAGACUGUUCAUUUGUAUUAAGCAACAAUAUAAUUAUAUAUAUAUACAUAAGACUGCCGUCAUGAGAAAAGGGCCCUUAUCUUUUGACGUCACAAUGCUCAGAAAACGACGUCAAAGUAGCGGCAUUGUAAACGCAUGUUUUUUUUAAUUUUCUGUUUCUAAUUUUUUUCUGUCUAUGUUAUUUUUAUUUUAAUAACUAGAGCCUAACCUUGUUUUAAUACCGCGUUUAAUAUUUUUUCAGCCUAGUAUUAUAUGUGGAUUAAAAAAAUAAACAUUUUAUAACUAAAAUAUACACAUGUAACACCAAUAUCUACCCAUUUAUUAUAAAUAUAUGUUUGUAAAUAACUUAAGCGUACAUGUACACAUAAAAUUGCUGUGUCUACUUCACUUUUUUUUUUCUUUUGUGUGUUUUUUAUAUUUUACAAUUUUUCCAUUAUUUCCCUCUUUUGUUUUCUAAUUGUAACUGAUUGUUAUUCUUCAUUUUAUUUUUCUAUUUAACUCUAGUUUAAAA
Molecule: messenger RNA, 5405 nt
Organism: Magallana angulata
Lineage: Eukaryota; Metazoa; Mollusca; Bivalvia; Ostreida; Ostreidae
Exons: 7
Coding region: 1-2940 (979 amino acids)
Source: RefSeq, a predicted model, not a curated record